This is a messenger RNA of Klebsormidium nitens, 4008 nucleotides long. The record is from the annotation of a GenBank genome assembly. NCBI's taxonomy places the organism in Eukaryota, Viridiplantae, Streptophyta, Klebsormidiophyceae, Klebsormidiales, Klebsormidiaceae.
GCCACCCUGGUUUUGAAAGCAGGCCUGAGCUCACUCUGACUCAGAGUCUCAGAGGCUUUCGCUUUGCAGAGCUCUUGCAAGUCUUCCUCAUCUUUUGGCAUUGCAAUUGUCAACCUGACACGGGCCAGUGGCAGGCGUCUGGAAGCGACAGGGGAGAGAAGGGAUUGCAUUCAGAAGGCUUUUGAGCGGUCUCUUGCAGCGAUUGAUAGUCCUAGUACACCAAGUUGAUUGGGAAUGAACGGCGCGGCACGCUAAGGAAGAGGUGUUAGAUUUUUCUGUACAGAUCAACACUUUAGCGACGCCAAAAGGGAGGUUGAAACGCAUUGGAUUAGCGAAUCCCGAUUGCGGACUUUCUUGGCCCAUUUUUGAGGCGAAUAUUCUUUUAGGCACAGCUUACUAGCAAUCCCCCACUUGCAGAAGUUCUAAUUGCCAAGAACAUCCUCGACGCAAUCCCAUCAAUGCUCCAAUAGCAGGGGAGAGAAAGAUGCAGACCUCCGGCAAGCGCCCCGGAAUGCAGUCGGUGGGUGCACCGCCCCCUUCAAAGCGUCUGAAUGGGGGCCCCACACAUGACACCCCGGGGGACUCGCCUGACCCGUUUGAAGACCCUGACUUUAUGGAGGAGGAGGAGGAGUUUUAUGUUGAGGAGGAAGCACCACCCGCUGCAGCUGAGAUCAGGUUGGGUGGGGACGAUGAGAGGAUGCGCCAAUGGAAGCGGCCGCCGGUAGAGCCCCCCAUUAACCAGGCUACAGAUGACAUAGUUUUUCAGCAGCUGGACAUCGACUAUGUGGUUGGCACGACCAAUCGCGACCUUCUCCCCUACCGAAGGUCCGACAAGGCCGCAAUCAUCAGAAUGUUUGGUGUCAACUCACAAGGCAACAGCGUCUGCGUCUUUGUGCAUGGCUUUGAGCCGUACUUCUACAUCCCCCUACCCCCAGGGUACAACCCCGACUCGCGUGAUAUUUACCUCAGGGACCUUGACACCGCGCUCGCAAAUGCGGACCGGCAAGGUGGCCGGCCGGGGUCAAACGUGCUGGACAUCGAAGUGGAGCGGAAGCAGAGCGUGCUAUACUACCAGCGGAAACGGAAUCGGCCCUUCCUCAAGAUCACGCUGGCGCUCCCAACGAUGGUGGCGACGCUCAGAGGCUUGAUUGAGCGCGGUUUGAUGGCCAACGGGGUCUACCUCCCAACGGACACGUACGAGAGCAACGUCCUCUUCGCACUGCGCUUCAUGAUUGACCGCAGCAUUGUGGGGUGCAACUGGAUAGAGCUCCCGGCGGGGGCCUACCGGCUCAACAGGGGCAGGGCACGGUCCUUCUGCCAGAUCGAGGUUGACGUCAUGUUCGAUAAGCUGAUUAGCCACCCCGCGAGCGGUUCCGGUCUCUACUCCACUCUCGCUCCGUUCCGGAUCCUCAGCUUCGACAUCGAGUGCCAAGGCCGGAAGGGCCACUUCCCCGAUGCCAAGGAGGACCCCGUCAUUCAGAUCGCCAACCUGGUAACCCUCCAAGGUUCUUCCAAGCCCCUCAUCCGCAACGUCAUGACGCUCAACUCCUGCUCCCCGAUCGUCGGCGCUGACGUCUUUUCCCACGACACCGAGGCCGAGCUUCUGUUGCGCUGGGCCAAGCUCGUGCGUGACGUCGACCCUGACGUCAUCAUCGGGUACAACAUCGCCAACUUCGACCUGCCGUACCUCAUCGAGCGCGCCCGCGUCAAGGGCCUGCAGGAGUUCCAGUUCCUGGGGCGAGUGCAGAACACGCGGAUCAAGAUGCGGGACACCACCUUCUCGUCCAAAGCGUACGGAACGCGGGAGAGUAAAGAGAUCACGAUUGAGGGGCGGCUUCAGUUCGACGUCCUCCAGGCGAUGCAGCGCGACUACAAGCUGAGCAGUUACUCCCUCAACUCGGUGUCGGCCAUCUUUCUGGGCGAGCAAAAGGAGGACGUGCAUCACAGCAUCAUCUCCGACCUCCAAAACGGAAACCCCGACACGCGCCGCCGCCUCGCCGUCUACUGCCUCAAGGACGCUUACCUGCCGCAGCGGCUGCUGGAUAAGCUGAUGUUUGUCUACAACUACGUCGAGAUGGCACGUGUCACGGGCGUCCCCUUCGGCUUCCUCCUCGCGCGCGGCCAGUCCAUCAAGGUGCUAUCUCAGAUCAUGCGGAAAGCACGGACGAGAGACUUGCUGGUGCCGAAUCUCAAGGUGCAAGGUCAACCGGGCGACGGCAUAGCGUAUGAGGGCGCGACGGUGCUGGAGGCGAAGCAGGGCUUCUACGAAAAGCCGAUCGCGACGCUCGACUUUGCGUCGCUGUACCCGUCGAUCAUGAUGGCGCACAACCUGUGCUAUACAACAUUGAUUCCGAAGAAUCAAGUGGCGGAGGUUGCCAGCGACAUCGGGCCUGAGAACGUCACCAAAACGCCGACGGGGGACACGUUCGUCAAGGCGGACAUGGAAAAGGGUAUCUUGCCUGAGAUCCUGGAGGAGCUUCUGGCCGCGCGGAAACGCGCCAAGGCUGACCUCAAGCUGGCCAAGGAUCCUCUCGAGAAGGCCGUGCUGGAUGGACGACAGCUGGCACUCAAGGUGUCGGCCAACUCGGUGUACGGCUUCACGGGUGCCACGGUUGGAAAGCUGCCGUGCCUGGAAAUCUCCUCAAGUACGACGGCAUAUGGGCGGCAAAUGAUCGAACACACCAAGAUGCACGUACAGUCCAAGUUCAACAUCGCCAACGGAUACAAGUUCGACGCUGAGGUCAUCUACGGAGACACCGACUCGGUAAUGAUCCGGUUCGGGCCGGAUGACGUCAGCAUGGCGAUGGAGCUCGGUCGGGAAGCAGCCGGUUACGUCAGCGCCACAUUCAUCAAGCCCAUCAAGCUCGAGUUCGAGAAGGUCUACUGCCCCUAUCUGCUCAUUAGCAAGAAGCGGUAUGCGGGCCUGCUGUGGACGACUCCAGACAAGUACGACAAAAUGGACACCAAGGGGAUUGAGACUGUGCGGCGAGACAAUUGCCUGCUGGUUAAGAACCUGGUCACUGAGAGCCUGCACAAGAUCUUGAUCGACCGAGACGUGCCAGGCGCCGUGCAAUAUGUCAAGAACCAGAUCAGCAACCUGCUGACGAACAAGGUCGACCUGUCGCUGCUCGUGAUCACGAAAGGGCUCACCAAAACGGCGGAAAAGUAUGAGAACAAGUCGGCGCACAGCGAACUGGCGGAGCGGAUGCGCAAGCGCGACCCCGCGACGGCGCCAAACGUUGGGGACCGAGUACCGUACGUCAUCAUCAAGGGGGCAAAGGGGGCGAGGGGCUUCGAAAAGUCGGAGGACCCGAUCUACGUGCUCGAGAACAACAUUCCGAUCGACGCCCAGCAUUACUUGGAGAAUCAGCUGAGCAAGCCAUUGCUGCGCAUUUUCGAGCCGAUCAUGAAGAACGCGGCGCGGGAGCUGCUCCACGGGGACCACACGCGCGCGGUGUCCAUUCUGACGCCGACCGUGGGGGGCAUCAUGAAGUUCGCCAAGAAGCGGCUCAGCUGCCUCGGCUGCAAGGCGCCCAUAGAAAAGGGUACGGUCUGCGAGCACUGCGGGAAACGGGAGACGGAGCUGUACCAGAAGAGUGUACAUAACGUGCGGGAGAUGGAGGACCUGUUCGGACGACUUUGGACGCAGUGCCAACGGUGCCAAGGCAGUUUGCAUCAGGACGUCCUCUGCACCAGUCGAGACUGCCCCAUCUUCUACCGGCGGAAAAAGGUCCAAAAGGACCUAGCAGAAGCGACGACGCAACUAUCCCGCUUCGAGUUCUGAUUAAGCUGUGUUUGGCUGGACGAACUUGUGUUGGGACAGAAAAGAAAUGCUCAUUCUCAGGCCGCUCGUGUUCAUCGGGGUGUAAUUGUUGCCGUUGGGCUGGCCCUUGGUCAAUCAGACACACAUGAACCCUCUGUCACAGGACUUCAAUUCAUGAAUGCACGCUCGAGUAAAACGCCACAUAUGCCUUCUUCGAGGUUCAGCCCAUCUUCGAAGCAGCCGGU